AUGGCAUAUAUACUAGCAAAUGACAAGAUCUUAAAAGAAUUAAAUACAGAAUUUUACCUAAUUUAUGGAGACAAGACUCAUACUGAGAACCUCUAUAAUCAUGAUAAGCAAGAAGGUAGAAUGGGGAAAAUCAGCUUUGCUUGGAACUGGAUAAAUGAUAUGUACAGAAGUAAGUUGAGGGAAAAGAUUUUUAUUAAAUAUUUCUACACCAAGCUAUUCAAAUGGAGAAAGUAUAAUUAUGAUCACAAUAAAGGACUGAAACCUGAGGGAUAAUAUGACAUUGAGCUUAAAGAUUUCUUUGGUAGCAUUAAUUUAUUAAUUGAGGGUCAUGAAGCAACUAAAUAUUUUAGAGAAUCGUGUCCUCAUGUAAAGUACAUCCACGGAGAAGUGCCUUUUAUUCAUGGCUUUGGAAAUAAGAUAGGUCAUUGUGAAGUUGACUCGCCAGAGUUAAAAUCAUUAAGAGCAGACUACUACGUAAUGUGCAGCUCACAAUAUUCAAUCUAAGUAUUUAGAUACAUAAGACAUAUCAUUCCAAUGAUUAGAUACUCUACUGAAUUGUUGUCAAAAUCUCUCAACUCUGAUAAGAAAGAAGCGUUGUCUAGAUAAUGUUUAAUAGGUAAAUAUUCCUUCUUGGUUCCUGAUGCUGCUCCAGUGCUGGGAAAAUGCUUUAGAUACAAGAAUUUGUAUUUAAACUUUGGAUGCUAAGACCAUAGAAUUGAAACUUAUAUCAGAAAUGCAGAGUUAAUAAGAGAUGAGUUAUUGAAGGAUCUAGGCCAUAACAAAGACAAAGAUUUGACUGAUCGAUCUUAACCAUAGAACCCCAACCUGCAGGCAAACUAUUUAUUCUACUCUAAACGAGACAGAGUUAGAAAUUUCAAAAAUAGAUAGCAAAAAUCUUCCUACAACAUCAUUUAAAACAGAGAAUUUCAAACACCAUAGAAUGCUGAUCAGGAUUUAGAGCAGCUUAAAUUAAAUCCAAGCAAAAGUACUUGCAUUAUAAAGUUUACAAAGCCUGCUGUGAUAUCUGGGUUAUCUAAGAAACUUGUUUUUGAUGAAACUGAAUACCUUAAAACACCAGAUAUUAAAAGGCAAUCGAGUUAAGCACCGAAAGGAAAAAGGAUUUCUUUAUUGUCAAGAACUGAUUCAAUGACAUAGCUGCUUAGAGGAGAUAAGAAAAUAUCUCCGGUUAGAGAGGUAAGCACUGAGAGAGAAAUGCGAAUUCAUAGAUACACUGACUCAUCAUUGAUGAGGGAAACUAUAAAUGAAUAUAGAGAUAAUGAUAAAACUUUCGGUGUGGUGAAUACCAAAUCUGUUACAAGAGAUAAAAUCAAUAUAAAUGUAGACUUCUAAGUUUGCAGACAAAAUCUUUGGAAAAUUAUUCCAUCUCCCAUGAAGUACACUGUUGGAAAUCAGACUCAUUAUUUGUAAUGA
This is a messenger RNA of Stylonychia lemnae, 1431 nucleotides long. The record is from the annotation of a GenBank genome assembly. NCBI's taxonomy places the organism in Eukaryota, Ciliophora, Spirotrichea, Sporadotrichida, Oxytrichidae.